Micromonas commoda is the source of this 652-nucleotide messenger RNA. RefSeq lists its product with no specific name. Gene Ontology annotation, molecular function: single-stranded DNA endonuclease activity; nucleic acid binding; metal ion binding. Gene Ontology annotation, cellular component: mitochondrial inner membrane; nucleus. The annotation marks the transcript as partial. The transcript has 2 exons. The record is from RefSeq and is a predicted model, not a curated record. Gene Ontology annotation, biological process: apoptotic DNA fragmentation. NCBI's taxonomy places the organism in Eukaryota, Viridiplantae, Chlorophyta, Mamiellophyceae, Mamiellales, Mamiellaceae.
AUGCGUUUGGGUUGGCCGACGGGCACCGAGGACGUGCUCAGGGUGAGGAGCGGUUUCGUCGCGUCCUUCGACGCGCGAACCCGGAACCCGAGGUGGGUCCUGGAGGUCAUCAACCCGCGCACCAUGUCGGGGCCGGGCAACAGGCGACGCUCGGAGUUCGUGGAGGAUGCGGAGACGCCGGAGCGAUUUCGCGCCAAGCUCGCCGACUACAGGGGAACGGGGUACGACAGGGGCCACCUCGCCGCGGCCGCGGGGCAUAAAGACAGUCAGCGCGCCAUGGACGAGACGUUCGAGCUCAUCAACAUCUCCCCGCAGGUGGGCGACGGGUUCAACCGAGACUACUGGGCCAGGCUCGAGAGGUUCACGCGCGAGCUGUCGGGGAGGAGCGGCGGGGACGUGCUCGUCGCGACGGGGCCCCUGUUUCUCCCGACGCCCACCACGCGUUGGCGAAUGGACUACAACCUACUGGGAGAGGCUCCCGAGCUCGUCGGAGUACCGACGCACUUCUUCAAGGUUAUACUGGCCACCUCGCCGGAGACGAAGGCGGUCGCGGCGGCGGCGUUCGUCCUGCCCAAUGCGCCCAUACCCGCCGACACGCCGCUCGAGAAGUUCGCCGUGCCCCUGGAAAGAUUGGAGGCGGCGUCCGGCUUGA